Messenger RNA from Branchiostoma floridae (Florida lancelet), 2102 nucleotides. RefSeq names its product adhesion G-protein coupled receptor D1-like. Gene Ontology annotation, cellular component: membrane. Bases 1 to 1146 code for a protein of 381 amino acids. Lineage: Eukaryota; Metazoa; Chordata; Leptocardii; Amphioxiformes; Branchiostomatidae. Gene Ontology annotation, biological process: adenylate cyclase-activating G protein-coupled receptor signaling pathway; cell surface receptor signaling pathway. The transcript has 12 exons. Gene Ontology annotation, molecular function: G protein-coupled receptor activity. The record is from RefSeq and is a predicted model, not a curated record.
AUGUGUCUGUUUCUACAGAUCCCUGCUGACACAUACAGCCGACGGUGCGUGUUUAUCAACGAUGGUGGCAAUGCAAUAGAGGGGAACCAGUGGAGUUCUGAGGGGUGUGAGGUGGAAGAGUCCACCGACACCUGUACCACCUGCAGCUGUAACCACCUGACCAGCUUCGCUAUUCUCAUGCAACCUGUGGACUUGGACUUAACUGCUGACCAGGAGGGGGCGCUGUGGUACAUCACCCUGGUCGGAUCGUCCAUCUCAUUGUUGUCACUGGCGACGACAAUCUUUCUGCUACUUUUCUUCGGAAGUUGUUUCGCAGUUUUCUGUUCUAAUUGCUCCAGUUGCUGGAAGACGGAGAGAUCAUUCCUCCUGAUGAACCUGGUCCUGGCGCUCAUGGCGGCUCAGGUCACCUUCCUGGCGGGAAUCAACGCAACAAGCAACCAGACAACAUGCCGAGCCGUUGCCAUCCUGAUCCACUACUUCUUCCUGGCCUCGUUCUUCUGGAUGAUGGCCCAUGGGAUCCAGCUCUUCUUCAAGGUGAAAAGCGUGUUCUCCGCCACACGUGACCGCCGAGUGGAGUUCUUCCUGUUCGGCUGGAUCAACCCCGGCGCCAUCGUCAUCGUGACGUCAGGGGUCAAACCGGAUGGUUACGAGAUGCAGAAGUAUUGCUGGUUGUCGACAGAUAAUGGAAUGGUUUACGCUUUCAUCGGGCCCGUGCUUUUCAUCAUAGUGGUCAACUUCUUCAUCUUGUUCUUCGUCAUCAAGACCUUCAUGUCCAUCAAGGCCAACUGCAAGAAGUCGGACAUCCAGAAGACCAAGGCAGGUAUCCGCGCAUGCGCCGUACUGAUGCCCCUGCUGGGCGUGACGUGGUUGGUUGGUGUGAUAGCUGUGGACCAGACCACCGUGCCGUUUCAGUACAUCUUCGCCGCGGUCAACUCCGCACAGGGACUAUUCAUCUUCAUCUUCCAUGGACUGCAAAACGAAGACGUGAAAGAGUCAGUCCGGCGGUACCGAAGUCGUGCCAAAGUCUCCUCCCUGCGUACGGACUCCAGUCACUCCGUACUCAACGCUAAACUCAUCGGGAAAAACAACCAGACCGGUCUAACUACUGUGCCGUCACCCAAGAGCCAACAUGUCGGCAUAAAAUAAGCAAAGCGCCCUGUCCGAGAAAAGGGACUACAACAUUGCGGCUGACGUUUUGUCAUCGAAAGAAACCAGUCAAGGAAAUGUGCACCGUGGAGAAUGGGGAAAAUUCUCUUUCAAACGAUCUACGAACUAACAUCCGGGAAGGACUGCUUCCCUAGGGCAUUACGGCGAGUUUACAUGCAUAUGUACAGAAAGUAUUUAGUUUCAAGUUAGCAUUGUUUUGUUUGUUCGUUUGUUUAUUUGGAUCGUUAUACUUUUGCUUGUUAAUAAGUGUACUUUUACCAUUUGUUUAUAGGUAUAUCAUGAUUGUGUAAAAUACGACAGGUACGUCUAUCCCUUACUUUCGAUAUUGGUAAGGUACAAGCUUUAUUUAUUUACUAAAUGGGACAACAAAGGGACAACACUGUCAGGUGGGGUUAUGUACUGACAAUUGCGUAAACGAGAGUCCUGUACGACUAAAUCUGUUAAGUCUCAUCAUUAAGUGCAUUGUAUAUUAAGAUAUCGUCCUUGCUAUCUUAUUUCAUUCAUCAUUUGAAGAUAGCCCAAGUGGCCCAAAGGACAAUGUGUACUACGAGUUUCAGAACAACGAUAGAGACAAUUUCUUGUAGAAAAAUGAAGUACUACAUGUGACAAGUUAAUAGUUUAUAGAUCACCAUUUUUAUUGUAUAGUUCAUCCCUACUCUGGUUACUCUAUUCACAUAUUAGAUAUUUUGUUAGGAUGUGUAUGCCGAUGGGCUAUGUGAAAUGUGGACCAAUGGGAAUGAUUGUGUUGUAAUUUGAUCAAAGUACGUUAAAUGUGUACACGUAUACACGUACAGAGUGUAACUGUUCCAAAUACAGGAAACGUGGGACUGCAAAAUGUCACAAUCUGGAAUGUGUUUGCUUUCACUUAUGCAUUUAAGUUCGCGGAGAUUUAAUUUCGCGGUAGCGGGAAAAUAGACUUUUCGCGGUGGUUUUAA